Magnolia sinica is the source of this 1447-nucleotide messenger RNA. RefSeq lists its product as uncharacterized. The coding region runs from base 53 to 610 and encodes 185 amino acids. The transcript is spliced from 5 exons. The record is from RefSeq and is a predicted model, not a curated record. Lineage: Eukaryota; Viridiplantae; Streptophyta; Magnoliopsida; Magnoliales; Magnoliaceae.
AAAGGACCGGUUGUGUGAGGAGCACGUGCAUUGCUCUCUCCCUCCCCCUCUCAUGUCUCGGUUAGCGACUCUGCUUCCAUCAAACCCCGUCCCCCUACAACGGACGAGCCUUCGUCGGAUUCCGGCGCUUUUCCGCCGGACAACCUCAAUAUCCGUCGUCUCAGCUCUGGAAGACCGGAAUCCGAGGUCGAUUCCAGAACCUUCGAUCUGGAAUCCGAUCCUUCUCAAACAUCAAUCUUUAUCGAUCUCUCCAACUACGCAUUUGGCGAGAAACCUAGGGUUUCGUCCGAGUCGAGAACUCGGUCUUCUUUCCCUCCUUUUCGUCCUCUCUACGGCAAUUGGAGCAUUUUUCUCUGUGGCUGUCAUAUCUCUUCCCAUGAUGAAUGCUUUUAGAAGACUAGCAGUUUCAGCAGAUAAACUGUCCAAAGUAGUUUCGGAGGAAGUACCUGUAACCUUAUCUUCACUAAAGCUUUCUGGCCUGGAGAUUAACGACUUGACACAGCAACUUAGCAAUCUCAGGCAAAGAAUAUCUGGAAAUCGGUAUGGGAAGAAAGAAAGAACGAGUAUGCCGAGGUCUAAUGGAGGAAGGAAUAAUCCAAUUAUAAAUUGAUUUCCUUCGCAAGAGGUUGCAUUGUCCAUGACUUGCAUAGAUGCAUGAUGUGCAUAUAUAUAAACGCAUGUAUGCAUGCAGGUGAGUCUUGAUGUGAUCAGAUGUCCAAUGGAGCAUACGGCAGGAUGCCCACACCACUCAUAGUUUGACGUACUUCUUGAGAGCCAACCAAUGCAUUCUUCUCUGGCACGGGCAUGUUGGUGAGGAGUGCCACCCUGGAUGAGGAUAUCAAGACCUUGUUCUCUGAUGCUGAUGGAUCGCUUCUCCAAAGUUUCACCUCGACCUUGUUCUCUGAUGCUGAUGGAUCGCUUCUCCAAUGUUUCACCUCCCACGCCUUAUCAAGAGACCAUCUUCAUCAGUAAUAACUGAUUAUCGCAUCUACGAAUUUAAUUUAUCAUAAACAAUCGACUUAUUAAAUGGAAGUAGGCAGGGUUAAAAGUUUGGGGCACACCCGUACACGUGCUGCCCCAUUAGAUUGACAAUCUAGAUGACCGUCCUAAAAGGGUCCCAGACAUGGGGGAAUUGGGAACUUCCAAUUCAAAAUAACAGUUUUAGAAAAAAAAAAAACUAUUUUUAGUAAGUUUUAAGUUGGACGUAUCUCCUUUGUUUAGAGUUUUAGUACACGUAGUUUUCUUAUGAUUUGCUUCUUAUUAUACCAGUAAUCAUUUGGCAAAAAUUAAAUUAGGACUUUUUAUUUGUAGUCAAUAUUACUAGUUUGGGUAAGUUCCAGUUUAGUCACAUUACGACGCCUAAUUAGGGUUUGCUUUUCUUUAAAAGUGAUGUAAUCGGAAGUGAGGAUGAUUAUUAAUUAAUAAAAUUUCCAAAUCUCCUUUUUUU